Dendroctonus ponderosae (mountain pine beetle) is the source of this 3018-nucleotide messenger RNA. Its product is annotated as adenosine kinase. Gene Ontology annotation, biological process: purine ribonucleoside salvage. Bases 189 to 1241 code for a protein of 350 amino acids. Lineage: Eukaryota; Metazoa; Arthropoda; Insecta; Coleoptera; Curculionidae. The record is from RefSeq and is a predicted model, not a curated record. The transcript is spliced from 7 exons. Gene Ontology annotation, molecular function: adenosine kinase activity. Gene Ontology annotation, cellular component: cytosol; nucleus.
GCUGAAUGUUCGAACCGUAUCGCGUGUCUGACCCAUUGCAUAACCUCAAAAUUCAAAUGCAAAACAAUAUUAUUUUUUACUUGGUCUCCGAUUUGUAGAUUGUUUUUAAAGAUUAUCUAUUUGCAGCUGAGAAUAGUUUGUGUGAAUCCUGAAGUGUUAGUGUUCACUCAGUCGCAUAAUUUAGUAAAAUGGAAAACGAGUCGCUCAAGAAAAAUACCUUGCUAGGUUUGGGAAACCCUUUGCUAGAUAUUUCCGCGAUAGUGGAACAAGAGUUUCUUAUCAAAUACGAGUUGAAACCAAAUGAUGCAAUUCUCGCUGAUGCUGAAAAGCAUAAAAAUUUGUAUGCGGAGCUUGUGGAAAAAUAUAAAACUGAAUAUAUUGCUGGAGGAAGCGUUCAAAAUGCGCUAAGGGUUUGCCAAUGGCUAAUUGGAAAACCUAGCGUUACAACGUUUUUUGGCUGCGUGGGCGAAGACAACUAUUCAAAAGUAUUAAACCAACGCGCUGUAUCAGAAGGAGUAAAUGCUAGGUACCAAUAUACUGGAGCAGAACCAACAGGAACGUGUGCGGUUUUGGUUACUGGCCACCACAGAUCCUUAUGUGCAAACUUAGGUGCAGCUAAUUGUUUCACUAUUGAUCAUAUCCUGUUACCCGACAAUAAGAAGCUAGUAAACACGGCUCGAUUUUAUUAUAUUUCGGGUUUCUUUUUGACAGUUAGUCCACCUUCGAUUAUGGAGGUAGCAAAUGUCGCUCUGGCUAAUGAUAGACCUUUGGCUAUGAAUUUGAGCGCUCCUUUUAUUUCGCAGUUUUAUAAAGAACCACUUAUGCAAGUUCUACCUUAUGUGGAUGUACUCUUCGGAAAUGAAACUGAAGCGGAAACAUUCGCACAGGAGCAAGACUUUGGAACAAAAGACAUCAAAGAAAUCGCUAUUAAAUUGUGCAACAUGCCUAAACAGAACGAAAAACGAUCCAGAGUAGUAGUGUUAACGCAGGGCGUUCAUCCUGUUAUUCUGGCACACAAUGGGAAAAUCAAAGAGUUUCCGGUUAAGGUGUUACCUGCCGAUCAACUAGUUGACACGAAUGGUGCUGGUGAUGCUUUUGCGGGAGGAUUUUUAUCUCAAUACAUACAAGGACGAGACUUGACUGUGAGUAUAAAAUGCGGAAUGUGGGCAGCUAGGCAAAUAGUUCAAAGAAGCGGUUGUACUUUUGAUGGCAAAGCCAAUUUUGAUCCUGCGGAGGAAUAACGUCAGGAGUAGGUACUUAAGUGGCAAUGAUAAAGUAUGUGAAAAAUAACGCUCAUACUUUCAUUUUUGGUUUACUGGGGCGUUCUCAAUAUUUCAGUAUAUGUAUUAUUGCAUUGAAAAGCAAUGUAACUUAAGUUGGGGUGAAUAGGCAAAUAUGACUCUUUUCUCCUCCUCGCAACGGUAACCUUCAAUUUAAUUCUUUAAUGCGGUUUGACGAUUUACUAUAGCGAACAAGAAUGGAAAGAUGUCCAUGGCAUUUCUUUAAAAAGCAGACUAGCAAAUAGAUUUAGUUACUAGUGGACAACUCUGCAGUUAACAUUAAAGUAACAGGAUAGUCAAGUAAUACCCCCAUAUUAAGAAUAUUUAAGAAGUAUUAUAGCAUUUUCUAUUGAUCCACUAUAUAUAAAAGGAAAAAUCUGAAGGAAUCAAAAGUUGCAAUUAUGCAAUCAUUUGGAUCUGCAAAUUUUAUUCAAUGCUGUGAUAGAUCCGUUAUAAUAUGCUAGCUCCAGAGCAAAACUACUAUUUGGCGAAAAGUAGAUGCAAAAAUCUAAUACAGGGUUAAUACAGAAAAUGAACUAGAAACUGAUUUUAAAUUAUACCCGUUUUACUGGUUUUCGAAAUUCGAAUUAUCUAUUAUUGAAUUUUUAAAUUAAGAUGAGUAUUGUCUGAUUACGUUAUGACAAUAAUUCUGAAAUUAUAAUAGUAGUUAAUACUUGCUUGUUUUUAAUUGGCUAAAAAUAAUUGAGUCCCAUUUUUAUUAAUAUUUCGAAUAUAGGCUAAAACUGGCCUAGGAAAGAUGAUAGCUAAUUCACCCCACGUUUUCUAGUAGCCCCAGUUAUACACUUUUUGGUUUUUCAAGGUUUUCUUAAUAAUGAAAUUUUAAAGUGAAUUUCAAAUUAUAACAAGUUACUUAAAUUGUGCUUCCUUUUUGUUCUACAUUAAAUCUUCCCGAAUUAUUGAUAGUAAAGUAGGUUAGUGCGUUAUGAUAUUAUAUAGUUAAAAGAUGUCAAAAUAUCACUUUCAUGGAAUAAUGUAGAGGAACAGAUUGAUCUGCUAAACGCAAACACUCAUUGAGUCCCUCCAUAUUGAGUUGCAAGUUUGGACGCAAUACGUAUUAGUUCGUUCACUUAAAGGCAACAAGCAGGCUAUUUUUAUUGGAAUAUAAAAUCGCUUGCUGUGGGUUCCUGACUGUUUUUGUAUCUGCAAUCGGCUUCUGAAUGUACCUGAAGUAUACUUGAUUUAAAAUAAUGCUAAAAGUGAUCUAUUUGAAAAUGUCUGAACAAGCGCAAUAAAGUAUAUCAAUAAUUAAAAAACAGGGUAUUUGGAAAAGAAACAUACUUUGUUUGCAUUAACCAAGUUUAAAGUAGAUGUGUUGAUGCGUUGGCAACUGAUUAGGUUUAUGUACCGUGAAUAUAAUUACAUCAUUCUAUCAUAAAUACCUAGAAAUAUAACUAAAUGAAUAUUAUUACUGGGUAUUUUCCUAUGAUAAUAACAUACUUUUACAAAUUAUAUGUAUAUAUAAUUGGGUCAGGUUAGACCAAUUAGCAGUGAUCAUCUUUACUCUUUACACUCUAUGAUAAACAAUUACAUCGCGUAUUGAUAAUUCUAACACAAUAGUGUGUUUAGAUUUAUUUUAUCUAUAAAAAUACUGUAAAAAAAUAAAUAUCCAAUUACUGUAAAUUUCUAUAAACUUUAGAAUGGACUUGUUGUUGGUGCUCUUAAUGUUGUACUUAUUGUAAUUUUUUACUAUGUUGACAAAAUAGAAGCAUUGUUGGUU